AAAAAAAAAAAAAAAAAAAAAAAAAAAGGACGCCAGUAUCCUCAAGCCCUAUCUGCCCUGUGAUAGUCCGUCCCACCUCGGCGAGCAUUGACCCAAGCCCGGGGCCCCUCAAUCUCCUAAUAAGUCACGGGAAGAGCCAUGGCCCUCCCACUCUCGUCGGGCCUCGUGCCGACCGAGGUCGCCUUCCUCUGCGAAAUGGAAAUGAUCACCAUAGUGCCGCGCCAGAGACUCGAAUCCAUACCCAUGCUCAGCGGUAAAACCCCAGCCCUCCGACCCCCCCGGCGCGCCGACCUACCCCUCUGGCUCGCCCUGCUCCUCAAGAAACAGCGCCGCGCCAACAUCGUGCCACCCCCCUGGCUCCUCAGCGCCUCGCUCCAAGAACUCGUCAACUUGGAAACGAACGUGAACCCGGAGGGAUUCAGCGAGCCACCGCCGCCGCCGAUGCGGUCCGACGGGAGGGGCGUCGCCAGACCGUACGCUACCAUGACGAGCAGGACGGGGGACGAAGACGGAGACACGAAAGAGCUAGUAUUAUCCUCGCCGUUCCUCCCCAGCUGCACCCAGGACGCGCCCUCGGGCUAUCUACCGUUCCACUGGCUCGAGAUCGCCGAGACCCUGCUCGCGCAUGCCGCCGACGAUAUCCCGAAUGCGCCCGACGUCAGGGCCCUGCUGCGAGAUCUGCAGGAGGUAAGAGCCGCGAAGCUACGGGCGAGCACGCGGCAUCUCGAGGGCGGAGGUGGAGUUCUGAAGUUGAGGGGUGUGGGCGCUAUGGAGCUUGCUGAGAGCAGGGGAUUUGUCUUGAGCGUUGUGGAUGGGGUGCGGAAGCUCGGUGCGAGUAUUGAGGCUGGACGGCGCGAGGAAGAAUUGGAGCGCCGUGAGGGUGGAGGUGGUGAUGAGAGCGAUGAUGAUAUGGAGUUAUAAUAAGAAAAUUGGGGAGGCACGGAUGUACCGGUUGCAUGAAUGGAUAUGAACACGGCGUUUUGAUACCACUUUUCGGCUAUAGGGGUCGGCGCAUCUAUAUAUUCUCUCCUAAAGCAUUUAUGUUGCUGGAUAAAUAAAAGAACUGGACUUACACCCAUGCUAAAAUUACAAAUAUACAACAAGUCUACAAA
Molecule: messenger RNA, 1112 nt
Organism: Xylaria bambusicola
Lineage: Eukaryota; Fungi; Ascomycota; Sordariomycetes; Xylariales; Xylariaceae
Product: GINS complex, PSF2 component
Exons: 3
Coding region: 139-921 (260 amino acids)
Biological process (GO): DNA replication; double-strand break repair via break-induced replication
Cellular component (GO): GINS complex; nucleus
Source: RefSeq, a predicted model, not a curated record